GCCCCGGCCGCGACGCGCGUCUUGGCGGCCGAGAGGGACGGACGGGCGGGAGGGGAUAUGCAGAUCAGGCGGCCGCUGAUAGGCGCCUGGCGGGCUCUCCUUUCUCUGCGCUCGGCCCCUCGCCCCAGCCUCCGCAUAAAGGCCGGCCCCGGCGGCCGGAGGGUCAGCUCAGCGGCGCCGGAGCCUUCGGAGAGCGCAGCAGCAGCAGCAGCCGCCCCAGCCGCGGUGGGCACCUGGCCGGGCCCCCCUCCCGCAGCCGCGCGGCUCCCCCGCCGCCGCCCGCCCAUAAGGCCAUCGCUUUCCCGCUUCAGCUACAGUGCUAGCUAAGUGGGGAAAGACCACCAAGAGAGGAGACCCGCUUGGCGCCGGAGAGGAAACUCCAGGAGCCGCCGCCGCCGCCGCCGCGCAACUGCCCGGAGCCGCCCCGCACAAGUCCAGAGAGCCAUGGCCCGCCCCGGCGCCGACGCGCAGCCCGACGGCCGAGGAUGCUGCGGAUCCUGCGGCAAUUACUUAACAUCUGCCAAAUUCCUCCUCUAUGUUGGCCAUGCCCUGUCCACCUGGGGGGAUCGCAUGUGGCACUUUGCGGUGUCUCUCUUCCUGGUCGAACUGUAUGGGAACAGCUUGCUUUUGACAGCUGUCUACGGACUGGUGGUGGCCGGGUCCGUCCUCCUCCUGGGAGCCAUUAUCGGCGACUGGGUAGACAAGAACCCGAGGCUUAAAGUGGCCCAGAUGUCCUUAAUCGUGCAGAAUGCGUGCGUCAUCUUAUGCGGCAUCCUCCUGAUGAUGGUUUUCCUCUUCAAGACCGAGCUGGUGGCCUUGUAUCAAGGCUGGAUCCUUACCCUGUGCUACAUCCUGGUCAUCACGAUCGCCAACAUCGCCAAUCUGGCCAGCACCGCCACCGCCAUCACCAUCCAGAGGGACUGGGUGGUCGUCGUGGCAGGCGACAACAGAAGCAGACUGGCAGAUAUGAACGCCACGAUACGAAGAAUCGACCAGCUGACCAACAUCUUGGCCCCGAUGGCCGUCGGGCAGAUCAUGACCUUCGGCUCGCCGGUGAUCGGUUGCGGGUUCAUCUCUGGCUGGAACUUGAUAUCCAUGUGCGUGGAAUACCUGCUGCUCUGGAAAGUCCACCAAAAGACACCUGCCUUGGCCCACAAAGCCAGCAGCAAGAUCGAGGAGUCGGAACUGAAGCGACUGAACAGUCCAAAAGAGGGUGAAUCGAAGCCCAACGAAGGAGUCAAGUUAAUUGAAGGGAAAGACAUAAAUGUCUUCGAGCUUCAGGAGGAGGAGGUCUCUUGCUGGUCCCGGAUGGCGGAGCCGUUCAGUACUUUCCGGGACGGAUGGGUCGCUUACUACAACCAGCCAGUGUUUCUCGCGGGACUGGGCCUGGCGUUCCUGUAUAUGACAGUUUUGGGCUUCGACUGCAUCACCACGGGCUACGCCUAUACUCAGGGAUUGAGUGGUUCCACUCUAAGCCUCCUCAUGGGGGCGUCGGCCGUCACUGGAAUCAUGGGAACAGUGGCCUUCACCUGGCUGCGCCGCAGGUGUGGUCUGGUGCGCACGGGCAUCAUCUCCGGCAUAGCCCAGCUUGCCUCUCUGGUCUUCUGCGUGAUUUCAGUCUUCAUGCCAGGAAGCCCGUUGGACCUUUCCGUUUCCCCCUUUGCGGACAUCAGCGCCAGAUUGUUUGAAAGCAGCCCGCUUCCAACGAUGGCGCCCGAAGCGGUGGUCCCUGAAACGGCCUUUACAACCGCCAUGCCCCUCUUGGCAAAUGGAUCUGUGUUUGUCAAUGGGACUGAUCUGGGGACGGCUCCCAACCCGGUGCCUCUCGUCUCUGUUAGCCUCCUCUUUGCAGGAGUCAUCGCUGCUAGAAUUGGCCUUUGGUCCUUCGACCUGACUGUCACCCAGCUCCUCCAGGAAAACGUGAUCGAAUCCGAAAGGGGCAUCAUCAACGGCGUCCAGAACUCCAUGAACUACCUCCUGGACUUGUUGCACUUCAUCAUGGUCAUCCUCGCCCCCAACCCUGAAGCUUUUGGACUGCUGGUUCUUAUUUCCGUUUCCUUCGUCGCCAUGGGCCACAUCAUGUACUUCCGCUUUGCUCAGAAGACUCUGGGGAAUAGUGUCUUGCGGUGCUGUUCCCGCGAGCCGAAGGAGGACGGUGACGACCCUUCGCCUUCCGAUGCCCCCGAGGUCUCUAGUGCCUAGAGAGUGCCGUCUUAUGGCCCCGAGGGCAGCCGGCUCUCCUCAAGAGUAGGGGGUGCUCCAAGCUCCGACUGCCCAGACUCACAGUCUUUCCUCCACCCCACCCACCCGGACAGUCCUGACUCCACCCACCCAUUUACCCUUGGUCCAAGUUAUGGGUAUUUUCCAGCUAACCAUGACGCAGCUUAUUUAUUUACAAAGAGACUUUAUGAGGAGCUUAAAAAUUAACUACAAAUUAAAAGCAGAUUAGAUAGAAGGCACUCGUUUGGAAUGCUCUCAGAUCCUAGAAUUCACGUUUGGGGUGGGUGGGAGGUGGGUAGGAAGGAAAUUAAAGACCAAGGUAUUGCAUUAUGUGUGGAGUGACCAAGGGUCCCCCCCCCAUGUAACAUAGAUGUACUAUACGUCAAGGUGGGUAGCCGUGUUGGUCUG
Molecule: messenger RNA, 2628 nt
Organism: Gekko japonicus
Lineage: Eukaryota; Metazoa; Chordata; Lepidosauria; Squamata; Gekkonidae
Gene: SLC40A1
Product: solute carrier family 40 (iron-regulated transporter), member 1
Exons: 8
Coding region: 445-2202 (585 amino acids)
Biological process (GO): iron ion transmembrane transport
Cellular component (GO): basolateral plasma membrane
Molecular function (GO): iron ion transmembrane transporter activity; peptide hormone binding
Source: RefSeq, a predicted model, not a curated record